CACACACUCAUACACACUCAUAGACACACACACACAGGAAAAGCUGGAGACGGUCUCCACAGCACCUCACACAGCAGCCUCAGUGCGCCUCGGCGGCCCAAACGGGAUCCUCCUCUACUUUGAUAGUUGCUUAAUUACUCAUGUGACGGCACGCAGAUGUCUGGGAUGCUCCAGCUCAAAGUUCUCCUGAAUAACUCGCUGACUGACUGAGUGACAGGAUCCGAGGGGAGGCAGACGUUUAAGGAGCGCCCUGGACUUUAAUCUGUGAAUCAAACAACGUUCAGCAAUGGACCGUCUGACCCUUCGCGUGUUGGUGUUAACAGCCAUCAUGGCCUCCAGUGGACUGACUCAAGCAAACAUGACUGAAGAGGUCACUAGCACCCUCUUUCCCAACUCUACCAUUAAUCUCACUGGACCCAUCAGCCAAGCAGGAAAUCACCGAUGCCACUCAGAAGACAAUUGCACCACUGUCUAUACCUCGUGUAAAGAACGCACGUCCAUUAAAGAUACAUUCAAGGUCAUAAAUACCUUCAUCUCAUGUGUGGUGUUCGUGGUGGGCUUGGUGGGGAAUUCCACAGUGCUGAGGAUUAUCUACCAGCACAAGUGCAUGAGAAAUGGACCUAAUGCUCUGAUCGCAAGCCUGGCACUGGGUGACCUCAUUUACAUCAUCAUAGACAUUCCCAUCACCGUCUACAAGCUUCUGAUGGGAAAAUGGCCGAUGGUUGAAACCUCGUUCGGGCUCUUCCUGUGUAAACUGGUACCCUUUCUUCAAAAAGCAUCGGUGGGCAUCACGGUGCUGAACUUGUGCGCGCUCAGCGUGGACAGGUACAGGGCUGUUGCAUCGUGGAGUCGUGUUCAAGGAGUCGGCAUUCCUUUACUCACCGCGGUUGAAAUUGUGCUCAUCUGGGUGCUGUCGGUUAUUCUGGCCGUGCCUGAGGCUAUCGGGUUUAACAUAGUGACCUUCAACUACCACAACACGACUUACCAUACCUGUAUGCUCAAACCACCUGCUUCCUCCAGAUUCAUGCAGCAAUAUGUAGAUGUAAAGGACUGGUGGCUGUUUGGAUUUUAUUUCUGUAUGCCACUGGCCUGCACUGCAUUUUUCUACACCUGCAUGACCUUCAAGAUGCUUAGCCACAGGAAUGGAGCUCUCCGGAUUGCCCUAAGUGACCACCUCAAACAGAGGCGAGAGGUGGCCAAGGCUGUUUUUUGUCUGGUCUUGAUCUUCGCGCUCUGCUGGAUCCCCCUGCAUGUCAGCAGACUCCUGAAGAAACUGCUGCCAAAUCCUAGGGAUGAAAACCGCUGUGAACUGUACAGCUUCCUCUUGGUUCUGGACUAUCUUGCCAUAAACCUGGUCACCAUCAACUCCUGCAUCAAUCCCAUCAUCCUUUACAUUGUCAGCAAGAAGUUCAAGCACUGCUUUAAGUCUUGCUUAUGUUGUUGGCUAACCUCAAAGAACCAAGUCACUAGCUUGGGGCAGAUGAAUGGCACAAGUAUCCAGGGCAAAACCCAAGAACCCAAAAACUUCCAGAUUGACUGUGUCAUCCAGAAGUACAGUUAUUGAACAAAUCAAUGAUCUGUACAGCUUGGUGGUACUGGGAUUCAAACUCACAACUCACCAAUACAGAGCCCCUAACCACUAAGUCACCACUUCCCACUUCCCAGAACAACCUCUGGUCUGGAAGGCUGAUCAAACCAAGAUUUCAUCAGAACCAAGACUUGCUGACAGGAUGGAAGAUUUCACCACUCAGUCAUCUGUGAUGGCUUGAAGUUAACUGUUCAAUGGACAGUAGUACUAUUCUGUGCUGGACACAGAGUGACCGAAGCUGCUUAUACUGUAAACUGUAUAUAUUUUGCAAAAAAUUAUACAGUGGGGUUGAUGUAUGUAUGUAUGCAAAGUUCUGCUCCGAGAGCAAAAUUCCCAGAAUCUUCCAGGGAAGUUUUGCCGUGAGAGAGUGGGCAAGGGUGGAGGGGGGGUCAGCAGGAUGCAGCUGAACAUCAACUAUAAAUGAACCCAAUCAGAGGCCAGGAAUACACUACAACUAGGCAACACAAAUACAUGUAUAAGUUAUGUGUACACUUUCCCAAGGGACAGGAAACUGGAGGAAGGAAGAGUCGAGUAGUGUGUUGCAAAUCUUACGUAUGGGUGUAAAUACGGACUAGACUAAAAAAAACUCCCUCUUCCUUCCCAUUGCUGCUUAAAUUCAGCUUUCUAAAUGCAGAUCUAUUCAUGUCCAGGAUGACUGAUGGAUUUUAAUUUCUAUACUCACAUCCCUCACUUCAGGCUGUCAGAACUUUUGGAAUAGGGGGUUUCCUAACCUGGAUGUCACUUUUGUUUUAUUCGGAUUCAGAAGGGCAGUUGGAUUUUGUGGAAGCAAGCCCAACAGUACCACCAAUGGUCAUAAGGAAAAAUACAAAGAAUGGCCUAAAGAAACAAGAAGCAAGUCUGGGGCUGAUUUCUUUCUAACCAAGACUAUAGAUUCGUCAGUAAGAUGAACUGAACUAGCAUUCAGCUCAACACCACUACAAAAAGUACAGAAAAUGACAUUUCCAUACAAAUUUUCAUUUUUUUUUGUUUGCUCAUACAACUAUUGAAUACCAGAUUCAAAACCAUAGCAUGCAUUUAAAAUAUGUAUAUUCAGAAUUCUUCUUCCCAUCUGCUAUUCCUGUCAUAUUAAAUGGGUGAAACUCAAAGAGUAUAGACUGCACACAAUGUUCUUUUUCCUGCUAGCAACCAGAAAGAUCAAGCGUCCCAUCUGUUUAUGGUUUUAUAAAAAAAAAACUUCCGGAUCUUUUGAUGAUCAUCCAAGUGUUUUAUUCCAAAGCUUAAGCAAACACUUAUGUCAGGAGUUGUUUAUGUCCUGCUGAUCUGCCAAACACUGCAUUUUUCUGCAAAUUUGUUGGUUUUUACAAGUUGGGUCAUGAACUCGGAUAUAUAUUCUGAUAUAUUUGAAAAGACAACUUGUGUAUGGUAGAGAUUUUUGGUUUUUUAUUAUUUGCCCCUAUCUCUAAAAGCCCUGUUCUUUUUAUUUUGAUUCAUUACCAAAUCUAAGUUAGAAAUAUACCUACAAGAAGUGAUUUAGGGGCCAAGCACUUUUUGAUCCCACUCCUUUAUAACAAAGGAAAACUAGAAGCCAUUGGAUCUAGAAGCUUUGGGACCAGUAACACUAGUAAAUUAGAAGAUAAUACAUUUAGGUGUUGCUGGGAUAUGACCUCAGUUGUUGUUUGGCAACAGAUUUGCUCACAUGAUACUGACAGAGUGUUUUAAAUAUUAAAAAUUUUGUUUGGUGUAGUCUCCCAAUUCUUGCCCAGUGAGGCCAAACAAAGGAUUUGAAAAUUCAUUGUAACGGUAAAAUUUGCUCUUUAUUUACAAGCAAAUUUUAGUAUUCUAAAUUUUGCAUUUUAAAGAGAGAUUUCAAGACAUCAGCACUCAUUAUUAAUAGACCAGGACAAAGUGCUUAAAUUCAGGAAAUCAGAGAGCUCCUCUGAGCUCCGGAGGCUGGCCUCUACCCUAUGAGCCUGCCUGCACCCCUCUGGAUACGGACCGUCCUGGCCGCGAGCUCCAGAGGGAGGUGGAGACAGGGCCAAGGGGAGGGCUCUCGGUCCGGCUGCGGGGGUCCCAGAGCUACCCCGGGGCUCACUCCGGUUCUGCCACCCUGUCCGUUAUUUUGGACAAAAUUUCUGGCAUUUAUCAGACCAGGGCAACUUAUCUUUUUUUUUUUUUU
Molecule: messenger RNA, 3725 nt
Organism: Hemibagrus wyckioides
Lineage: Eukaryota; Metazoa; Chordata; Actinopteri; Siluriformes; Bagridae
Gene: ednraa
Product: endothelin receptor type Aa
Exons: 8
Coding region: 287-1564 (425 amino acids)
Biological process (GO): vasoconstriction; regulation of blood pressure; G protein-coupled receptor signaling pathway
Cellular component (GO): membrane
Molecular function (GO): endothelin receptor activity
Source: RefSeq, a predicted model, not a curated record